ACACACCUUCACCUCACUAGCAACCAUGGUUUACAUGUGGGAACCCGGCACCUGGUACGACCUUGGCUCCGUCGUCGAAUACGAAGGGCACAAGUACAAAAUCAUCCAGGCUCACCAGUCGCAGUCUGGAUGGGAGCCCCCCGCGACCCCCGCUCUCUGGGGCCGCCUCCCCGAGGAAGAGCACCACGAGCACCACCAGGAAGGUAGCUACAACCCCGGAUACCAGCAGCCUCCUCAGCAGCCCUGCGCCCCAGAGAAGCCGCACUACGACCCGAUGCCGCAGUCGCAGGUGCCCAUCCACGAGGAGGAGCGCAAGACCGGCUGGGACGGCCUCAGCGACGAGCGCAAGAAGCAGAUCGAGGUCGGCGGCGGUCUUCUUGCCGGGCUUGGCCUGCUCGGCGCGGGAUACUUUGCAUACAAAGAACAUGAGAAGAGCGAUGAUGAGAAAAAGGCGAAUGUGUGGGCCCUUCAGAACUGGGUUCACGAGGCUGAGCAGCGCACCCGCGAUUACUAUGAGCGUGGGCCCCGCGGUCCUGCUACCUGGAUCCUCGUCGACGGCAAGAACAUCCCGACCAACAUCGCCAUCGUCGGCGGAGAGGAGCACGGCCAGCCGCACUACAUCUGCCGCGGUUUCCACGAUGGCAGUCUCCAGAUUGGCAAGGCGUCCCACAUCUUCCAGAAGGGCGGCGUCAUUGGCUACGGCCACAAGGAGAUUCAUCUGCCGAAGUUUGAGGUGCUCGUAGGCGACAUGCGUGCCCUCCGCUGGGUCGACACGCGCGGCCGCGUCGAUCUCGACCGCCUCGGCGCACGCCCUGUCGAAGGUGGCCGCGAGGCAGAUGGCACUCCGCUGUUCAUCGCCCAGGCCCACCACCACGGCGCCAUCGUGCCCGGGAAGUGCAGCGUCCGGCUCGACGGCGCCUUCGUUCCUUACGCGAACACCGAGAAGGAGGAGAAGGAGUACCGUGUCCUCUGCUACGCUUAGGCGCGCGUGGUGGCCUCAACCGUGUAAGAAUAGAAGUCGUGCUCUGUAGGAAGUUUUCGUCAUCUGCUAUCACUGAAAUAAGUCAAUGUACAUCGUCUCGAACGCCUCUUGAUUGAUGCUGUGUAAUCCUAUCCCUGUCCGUUCCUGCCCGGCCAUUCUCACCUUCCGCGGACAUCACGACCGGUUGUUGAUGAGCUUGCUCUGGAUGACCGAAAGCCCUGCAUAGAUGAGAUCGAGCUUGGGCGUCGGUACGUUCUUGGCUUUCGCCCGCCGAAGGACCCCUCCCACGAUCGCCUCGACCUCCAUCGGACGUCCAUAGUCCAGAUCAACCAGCAUCGAGGGGCGGAACACAGACUUGGGGUCCUCAUGUUCGAUGACUUCAUUGACCACGUUAUCGUUGAGGACAUCGUCUGCUUCCUUGGAAGGCGGGAGGGAUGCGCGCGCGACCGUGAGCACCUCGGUCAUGAUGUCCUUGAGCGCCGCGCGCGAGGUCUCGAGCGCAAGGACGUCUCCAACGUGGGCGCGCGUCAGCGUGCAGAGGGUGGAGAACGAUGCGUUCCAGAGGACCUUGCGCCAUCGUGCGAUGUCAAUGUCCGAGACUGCUUCAGCAUUUCCCCCAGCAGCCUGGAAGAGGCCACAGAGGGUGUCAAGCGAGCGCCUGCCCAUCUGCUCAUCAUGGUUGGGAGAGUCCCCGUGUGGGCGAUGGUAGCCGAGCACGAGUCUCUCCGGAUUUCCGUGCUGCUCGAUUCGCCUGCCUCCGUCGAGGGCAGUGGUGUCCACCCAGCAGCACCCCGAUAUGACCACAGACGGGGCGUCGAUCUUCGCAAGCGCGGCCUGCAGGUCGUCUUCGAUGCCGAUGCCGUUCUGGAGCAGCACGAAUGUCGUGGGCUGGGCCGGCGGAGAAGCGGAGAGCUGAGCCAAGAGUGGAGAUAGGAGUGCCGGAGUGGUGGUGAUCUCCGGGACGCACUUGAAGGCGCAGAUAAUGUAGGAGUAAUGUCGGUCGGCUGCCUCUUUGACCGUACGGACCACUCGAUGUGGCUUCCAUUGAGG
Messenger RNA from Trametes versicolor FP-101664 SS1, 2032 nucleotides. RefSeq names its product carbohydrate-binding module family 12 protein. Lineage: Eukaryota; Fungi; Basidiomycota; Agaricomycetes; Polyporales; Polyporaceae. The transcript has 12 exons. Gene Ontology annotation, biological process: carbohydrate metabolic process. Gene Ontology annotation, molecular function: carbohydrate binding; hydrolase activity, hydrolyzing O-glycosyl compounds. Gene Ontology annotation, cellular component: extracellular region. The record is from RefSeq and is a predicted model, not a curated record. Bases 26 to 982 code for a protein of 318 amino acids.